ACGUGCUAAACUGUUAGCUAGGCGUUUAGCGUCUGUGUACAGAAAUUGGAACUAGCCCUAGCUAACAUUUAUCGAUAAUAUUUGGAAACACACGUAUAUUUGUUUUAGGUUCUUUUCUUACAGAAGACGCGUUUAUUUGUCUGAUUUGUUAUUUAAUGCACCGUAAUCCUUGUUAGCUGUAUAGCUGGGCUGCUAUCCAAGUUAGUUACUGACUAACUUGGCUAAUCUUUCCUAAGCUACCCGGCUGUCUGUUAGUUAGUUAGUUAGUUACUGGUUUCCAGUAUGGCAGGAGAGAGGAAGGGGAUUCCUGAACUGGAGCAGGAAAAAUACGACGCUGAUGAGCAAGUGAAGAUUAUCUGUUUGGGAGACAGUGCUGUAGGGAAAUCCAAGCUAAUGGAAAGAUUCCUUAUGGAUGGAUAUCGGCCUCAGCAGCUGUCUACUUAUGCCCUGACUUUAUACAAAUACACCACCACAAUCAACGGAAAAUCUAUUCUGGUUGAUUUCUGGGACACAGCCGGUCAGGAGCGCUUUCAGAGCAUGCACCCUUCUUACUACCACAAAGCUCAUGCUUGUGUCAUGGUUUUUGAUGUCCAAAGAAAAGUGACCUACAAGAAUCUUUCCAUCUGGUACAAAGAGCUGCGAGAGUACAGACCAGAAAUUCCAUGCCUGGUGGUGGCUAACAAAAUCGAUGCUGACAUGAGGAUGACACAGAAGAGUUUUAACUUUGCAAAGAAGCAGGGAUUACCGUUCUACUUUGUGUCUGCUGCUGACGGUACCAACGUGGUUAAGGUUUUUAAAGACGCCAUCAAUAUGGCCUUGUCUUACAAGAAGAACUCCAGAGAUUUUAUGGAUGAGGUUAUGAGGGAGCUGGAGAAUUUUGAGUUGGAGAACAAGGACGAGUCACCUGAUGAAGAACAAUAGUAGAACGUUUAAAAAGCCAUCUGAUCAUCGUUUUUGCCCGUGGUGGGACCUGAAAGCCGGCCGAACUAUGUGUUGUUGGUUCUGGAGUGCUGUUACAGUCACGGUGGUUGGCAGGAUGAUCGCGCAUCAACCGCCCUGAAGUAGUCAGACCUCCAGACCAUCAGAAACACACAUGGAUAUCGAUGUGAUAUCGAGGCUGUAAAAUCUAAAAUAGACUUUGAAGUUAACUCUUAAAUUCUGCCCGGCUUUAAGCAGGUUGAUUUAGAAAUAUAUACAAGUGAGAUUAUUGUAAACCAGCAGUACAGGUACAUGUGAUAUAGUGAUGAGUAGAUUUAAAGAUCAGAAAAACGUAAGACAUGGUGACCCCGGUGUAAUCAUGGUGUAAUGUAUAGUAUGUUUGUCUGAGGGAAGAUUCUACUGUUUCAUCCCCAUUGUGUUAGCUCAGUAAUAGCAGAAGGUUUUAGUAUUGAUUGAUGAACAUGAAGCAUUAUGGUACAGAGCUGUGAAAAUGAAUCAUUUCAGAAUUUAAAGAAGAUUUGUUAUAAAGGCAGCAUAUUUAAAUCCACGGCGUUAUUUAAUCAUUUAUUAAAGCUGCUCCAGUGUGGAAAAUGCGUUUGCCCUCUUUGCUCCUUAAUUAAUUAAACAGAUGUAAUUAAAAACAGUUAGACUUGAGUUAAAUCAUUGCCAGUGCUGUGGAAUUGUUUAUGUUUUAGUAAAAUUCAUAUAAAAUGUAUAUAAAUGGAUGUAAAACUUUUUUAUGGCUUUCUAUGGCACUAAGUGUAGCUUAGUGGUUAAGUUACUGGACUAGUAAUGGAAAAGGCUGCUGGUUCAAGCCCCACCACUGCCAGGUUGCCACUGUUGGGCCCUUGAGCAAGGCCCUUAACCCUCAAUCGCUUAGACAAUAUACUGUCACAGGUCUGUAAGUCGCUUUGAAUAAAAGCGUCUGUUAAAUGAUGAAAAUGAAAGAAAUAAGUGAGAGACAUAGACAACUAGCAACAGUAGUGAAUCCUCUCACAGGAUGCCAGCCAGUGACAAUUUCUCCAAAAGUGCAUCAGUGAUGCAUCCAGGUUUUUUUUAACAGGUGUUUGCUGUUUUCAUCUGUGUUCAUCUUGUAUUACAUUUUGUAAAAUAACUAUUUAAUUUGACAAUUAUGCAAAUUAAGGGCCAAAUACAUUUUACUGCACUGUACACAGCACUAGAAGGGAAACUGCUCGUUUAUCAUCUACCCAAAGUGUAAAACUGUGAGUCUAAAACUGUGAUUAACUUUUUAUCUACAGCUAUAAACAUAUAUAUUGAAACCAGAUAAAUAUGUAUUUGAAAGUACACCCCCAUACCCUGUAUGUAAAUAAUAAUGUGUAUAUAUAGUCAAGCAUCUUUGUAUGUGCAAAGAUUACAGCAGUCUUUUUUUAGUUUUAAUCCAGUGCUGUGCUUAAAAUGUAAUACAGUGGUACCCUGAAACUCAACGUCAAUUGGUUCUGGGAGUGGCAUUGAGUUUAAAAGGCGUUGAGUUUUAAGGUAUUUUUCCCAUAAGGAUGUUUGGGAAACCUGUUAAUGCGUCCAUGGUCUCGUAGAACUGCUAAAUAAUGAGGUUGUUUUUGACACUGACAAUUAAGUUAAAAAUCAAUAAAACAAAUACAAUAAAACCUCCACUUUACCUUCACCUCUUAA
Molecule: messenger RNA, 2589 nt
Organism: Trichomycterus rosablanca
Lineage: Eukaryota; Metazoa; Chordata; Actinopteri; Siluriformes; Trichomycteridae
Gene: rabl2
Product: RAB, member of RAS oncogene family-like 2
Exons: 8
Coding region: 283-921 (212 amino acids)
Biological process (GO): regulation of exocytosis
Molecular function (GO): GTP binding; GTPase activity
Source: RefSeq, a predicted model, not a curated record